This is a messenger RNA of Mytilinidion resinicola, 1731 nucleotides long. RefSeq lists its product as uncharacterized. Gene Ontology annotation, biological process: amino acid transmembrane transport. The transcript is spliced from 4 exons. Lineage: Eukaryota; Fungi; Ascomycota; Dothideomycetes; Mytilinidiales; Mytilinidiaceae. Bases 1 to 1731 code for a protein of 576 amino acids. Gene Ontology annotation, cellular component: membrane. Gene Ontology annotation, molecular function: amino acid transmembrane transporter activity. The record is from RefSeq and is a predicted model, not a curated record.
AUGGCCAUCUGGAACAGGAAGAGCCACUCUUCCGACGUCAGCCCACAGCGGAGCGAGGAAUACGGCGACAAGAAUGCAUACAACCCCACCGAGUAUCCCGCCGGGGAAUACCCGCAAGAAGGAGUCAUGGUGGAGCCAGGAAGCGGCCAAACCAAGCUCACGCGAGGUCUCAAAUCUCGGCAUAUUACUAUGAUCGCAAUUGGGGGCGCUAUUGGAACUGGUCUCAUCAUCGGCACGGGCGCUGCGCUUGCGAAGGCUGGCCCGGCCAGUAUCCUCAUCAGUUAUGCGUUCGUCGGUGUGCUUGUCUAUAUGGUCAUGUGUGGCCUGGGAGAGAUGGCUGCUUGGCUUCCCCUGGGCAGUGGUUUCUCGGGUUAUGCAACUCGUUUCUGUGAUCCUGCCCUCGGUUUCGCUCUGGGAUACACCUACUGGUUCAAAUACAUCAUCGUCACCCCUAAUCAGCUCACCGCAGCAGCACUCGUAAUACAAUAUUGGUGCCCACCCGAAAAGGUCAACCCCGGUGUCUUUAUCGCCGUAUUCUUUGUCGUCAUCCUCACCAUCAACUACUUUGGAGUCAAAUUCUUCGGUGAAUUCGAGUUCUGGCUCAGCAGUAUCAAGGUUCUCGUUAUCAUUGGCUUGAUCCUGUUGUCCCUUAUCCUGGCCCUUGGGGGUGGCCCCACCCAUGACCGUACUGGCUUUAGGUACUGGAAGAACCCCGGCGCUUUCAAGCCCUACAUCGAAACUGGGAGUGGAGGCAAAUUCCUCGGUUUCUGGAGCUCCAUGAUUACGGCUGUGUUCGCCUACCUCGGUACCGAACUCGUUGGCGUGACUGUCGGAGAGGCCCAGAACCCAAGGAAGACAAUUCCUCGCGCCAUCAAGUUGACCUUCUUCCGUAUCAUGUUCUUCUACGUCCUCAGUGUCUUUUUCUUGGGCAUGAUCGUUCCGUACAACUCCAAAGAGCUCAUCUUUGCCAACAAGCAGGGUAGCAAGGCGUCCGCCUCUCCAUUCGUGGUUGCCAUUUCCAUUGCUAAAAUCAAGGUCCUCCCUGGAUUCAUCAACGGCUGUAUCCUGCUCUUCGUCUUCAGCGCAGCCAAUUCUGACCUCUACAUUGCCUCCCGUACCAUCUACGGUCUUGCCUCCAUGGGCAAGGCUCCCCGCAUCCUCGCCAGAACCGACAAACGCGGUGUUCCGAUAUUCGCCCUUGGUCUCUCCGCGCUCUUCUGCCUUCUCGCUUUCAUGAACGUCAGCGACGACUCCAAGAUAGUCUUCGGCUACUUCGUCAAUCUCGUUACUAUGUUCGGUCUCCUCGCCUGGAUCUCCAUUCUGGUCACCCAUAUCUACUUCGUGCGCGCCCGCCACGCCCAAGGCAUCACCAACGACCAGAUGCCGUAUGUCGCCCCCUGCGGCAUCUGGGGCUCCUACAUUGCCCUUUUCUUCUGCUGCCUCAUCGCCAUCACCAAGAAUUUCAACGUCUUCACCAAAGGCGACUAUGGAUCCUUCGACUACAAGAACUUCAUCACCGGCUACCUUGGCAUCCCCCUAUACCUCAUCAUGAUCUUCGGGUACAAGCUGAUCAUGAAGGAAGAGGGUGUCAGGCCUAUGCACGCGGACUUCUACUCUGGAAAGGCGGAGAUCGAUGCCGAGGAGGCAGAGUUCCUAGCUCAGCAAGCGGAGAAGCACCAGAAUCCACAGGGUGGCUGGUUCUAUCGGACGUUUGUGUCGUGGUUGUUCUAA